AUGGACCUAAAAAUAACCGGUCCAGCGCCCGUCGUCCAAACCGUGGUCAUGGCGCUUAAAUGCGGGGUGAAGAUCGAACGUGCCGGCCGCCUACACGACGGAACAAUCCUACCACGGCCAGACGCCGCGGUGUUGGGCAUCGCAGAUAAGUACGGCUUUCUCGACGAUGACACGCUACAGGAGCUGGAAACGUUUAGUCCGGAACUCCGGCGCAAAGUGGAGAGGAGUCUAUUGGCAAAGGACAAGGUGGCGGGCCACUCGAUAUUAACGCUCGCCAAAAAUAUCUAUGGCAGCGAUGCGCGGUUUGUGUUUGAGCUGUUGCAGAACGCGGAUGACAAUAGAUUCAUACGCGCCCUGCAUCGGGGAGAGUCGCCAUUCAUCUCGUUUGACGUGUAUUCCGAUCGCAUAGUCGUCGAGUGCAACGAGGAUGGAUUCACGAUCAACAACCUGUCCGCAAUCUGCGCGGUCGGAGAAAGCACCAAGUCUACGUCGCAUGGCUAUAUCGGCACCAAGGGCAUCGGGUUUAAAUCUGUCUUCAUCGCUGCGUGGAAGGUGCUCAUCCAAUCGGGCCAUUUCUCGUUUUACUUCAAGCACGAAAAAGGAGACCCCGGCUUAGGCAUGGUCAUCCCCGUUUGGCAAGACUGCGAGGAAGAGAUUGGCGGACAGCUCACGCGCAUCACGUUAUACCUUCAUCAGAGCGGUGACGCCUCGGAUGUUGAGUAUCUGCACCAAACUAUCUUCAAGCAACUGGAAGAUCUCCAAGACACCUGCUUGAUGUUUCUGCGCAACUUGAAGCGUAUCCGCAUUCGCUUCCACAACGGCCCCGACAAAGAAAAGGAAUUCAGCAUGUCCACGAGAAGCGAUGGGAAAACUCUGCUCAAGACCAGCUUAAAAACUACCAACGGCGUUGAAACCGCGCAAGAAAAGGUCUUUCACGUCUCUAGGGCCACAGCGACACAGUUGUGCCAUAGCAAUCAGCGUGACAUCCCCAACACCGAGGAGGGAAGGAGAGCGGCGUCACAGGCCGAUUUGGUCUUGGCCUUUCCUCUAACAAGCACCUCGGAGCCAUUGAUUGCGAGGCAAGAGGUGUUUGCCUUCCUGCCGGUGCGGCUGUCCGAGUUUUCCUUCAUCAUCCAAUCGGAUUUCGAUACUAGCUCCAACAGGCAGGAUAUCGUCACGACAUCCAGGAGGAACAUGGACAUCCUCAAAGCGGUCGCCCGCGUCUUCAUCCAGGCUGUGCUCCAAUUCUGCGAACACCCGGAUUUGCGGUACUCUUGGCCCGCUUUCCUCCCGGACAAAGACCGUCUGUCGCCGUUCUGGAGCACGGUGGAGUCGGAAAUAGCCGCGCUUCUCGAUACAACACCUGUUCUUUUAUCACAACAUUCCAACUCGCUAAAGAUGAUCUGGUUUCUCGCUAUCCCACCCAGCGAUUUCAAAGAUUCUAGCGAAAUCCCCGAGGGCGUGGACCUGUAUAUACUCGACCCUCGAGCAGCGAAAAAUACCGACCGUGCCACCCUUUACACAAAAUUGGGAGUGGAAGAAGCAUCGUUUGCAGAAGUGCGAGACUCCGUGUUUAGGAAAUAUAAACAUCCCAAACUAAGCCUUGAAGAGUCGAGGCGGGACCUGCGAUUUCUAUAUCGCACCCACACCAAUGACGAUGUCGCCAAAUAUGCGAGCAUCCGGAUUGUCGAUGAGAAAAAUAUGCUACGUGAUCCCAGGAACGAGGAUGUAUAUUGCCGCAGUUCUCACCCCUACGGCCCAGAAGCACUGCUAGCUCCAGGGGCCGGCGCACCAGGCCAUGCGGUUAGAUUUUUACAUGCGGCUUAUUUCGAAGACUGUCCCACACAUCCGGACAAGAAGCACUUAACAUGGGCCGAUUGGCUUGGUAGUGUUUUGGGAAUUCGCAAGACUGUGCGGCUCGUGGAUCGCGGAAAAGUAGAGUUCUCGGACAGCUUCCAAUAUGUUGCAAAGCAUCGGCCCGCCCAACUGCUCGGUCUCAUGCAGUAUCAAUGGGCAACUGAGGGAACCACCAUAACCGCCAGUCCCAAACUCCAAUCUUUCCUCCGGGAAAUGGAUGCCGGUAAAUUCUGCACCCGCGCCGAACUGUUUCGAGCGACGAAAUUGUCAUUUCAGCACACCUGGCUGCCCCUGCCGGGUCUUGAGAAGUAUUGCAUGCAAGUUAUGGAACAAGAUGAGGCUUUCCCAUUUCUCAAUGUGGGCGAAGUACCGUCGGCCCAGGCAGCACUGGAAAACCACCUCGAUACCUUCGAUUCGGUCUAUGUGCCAAGACGGGGAAACCGUGAACCCCUCUGGGUCGGCUUUGGCGAAUGCGUGUGGGACGGACCCAUUACCAUGUCGUUAAAGUAUCCGCUUAGGCCCCUGUAUAGCUCCAUUUUAGCCAAAGACCAGCAAAACCGCCUGCACACACUUAUCCAGCUCUUCGGCCAGUGCGGUGUUGAAGAUGCGAGCUGGAAAGAGUUGGUAAGUGAGCUCGAGGAGCUUCGAGACAACGAGAUUGAGGAUCUCGACGCCGUUGUGGCCAUUUACGAUUACAUGCAGUCUUACGUUUGGAACGAACCUGAGAAAAGUAUUGGAGUAAGAGACUUUUUCCGAGAAUCCGCUUUGAUAUAUGCGACAAAAGACGGGAGGCCCGGAUGGUACACGUCCUCCGAGUGCCUGUGGUCGUCAGUAACCGAGAUCCGGGACAGAGUCACGCUGAACGAGCAAUACGAUGAAUUGGAGGAUUUUUCGGGACGCCAGGCCAAUAUUCCCGUGCGAACCCCCGAUGGCGAACUCGUUCUAGUAUCAGCGGCUACGGGGUUUGCAAUAGAGGAUAGAUCCCACCUCGCCAUUGAGUUUCGAGGCAAGAUCAAGAUGUUGGACUUCAGCCUCGAAGACGUGUGGGCCUUGAAACCCUUCCUCGAGUGGGUAGGCCUCACAAAUCGGUAUCUAUCCAAGUGCGUCAAGGAGAUCACGUCAGUUUCGCAGGGUGACGAUCGGCCAAUCUCUAGGCCGAUACGGGACCUUCGACGCAAGGCCCACGCCUUGCUGCGUCUUGCGGCAUCGGCCGGACAAACGGUGGAGAUUGAGAAAGAUAUGGGCAACACACACAUCCGCGAGGAUGACUCUGGUCUCACGAUAUUCGUUCCCAUUGAUAAGACGGCGCAGGCCAUCAGCUUCAGCUCAGCUCUACCGGAAUACCUCGCGGGCUGGCUGGUGAGAGAUCCAAAGACGCUGUUAGGAGAGGCUACGACUGGCCUUUUGUUGACACUGGUCACGAGCGUAUUGCUUGCCGACUUGGAUGUCGUGUCCUCCAUCCUCGAAUAUCAUGGAGUUGUUCGAGUACCUAUACCCAAUGAGGACGAACCGGUCCAUCAAGAUGAGAGUACAGCGUACGGCGGAGACCAAGCGCCACCAGACACGCACGACCAGCCCGAUCGGUUACAGUCGAACACCCCCGAUGCCGAUGCCACCACCAGCGACAACCAUUCUGAACCACUUACACCACAGGAAUCCAUUCACGAAGCAGACGACAACGUGCCUCCUAUCCUCACUGAGCAAGUUGCUAGCGCCCAUAGCAGUAUGGCGUAUCGCCCUUCAUCAGAAACAAGGCGCACGGUUUCCGAUUCCAUCGUGCUCCAGCAGCCAGACUAUGUCAGAGAGAACCGGGAGUACACCAAUCUUCUCAGGAAUGCGGCCCUUCCUGGUGGUAUCGACUUUGAGAGCUUCGAUGGGCUUGAUGUGACUCGGCCAUUCCGCUCCCACAGCCAGCUCGAGCGCGAUAAGCGAGUCGGGGCCGCGGGAGAACUUUACGUGGGUUGA
Parascedosporium putredinis is the source of this 3822-nucleotide messenger RNA. NCBI's taxonomy places the organism in Eukaryota, Fungi, Ascomycota, Sordariomycetes, Microascales, Microascaceae. The record is from the annotation of a GenBank genome assembly.